Molecule: messenger RNA, 3072 nt
Organism: Belonocnema kinseyi
Lineage: Eukaryota; Metazoa; Arthropoda; Insecta; Hymenoptera; Cynipidae
Gene: Drp1
Product: dynamin-1-like protein
Exons: 8
Coding region: 617-2785 (722 amino acids)
Biological process (GO): mitochondrial fission
Cellular component (GO): mitochondrion; microtubule; cytoplasm
Molecular function (GO): GTPase activity; GTP binding; microtubule binding
Source: RefSeq, a predicted model, not a curated record
UUUUGACAGUUCGUGGAAAAAUCGAAUCCGAAAAUUCACCUGCGCGGAAAAGUUCAAACAUCAAUUAAAAUAGUGUUAAUUAAUCUGAAACAACUAUUUUUCCUCAACUGGAUUUUAAUUGAUAAGAUCUGCACUCGAAAGCCGGUUUCGUUCCUUAACAUUUGAAAUAACGGUUUUCUUCCAAAGCAACGGUUUCAUAACCUCAAAAAAUUUGCUUUGUUCCGAAAAAUCCGCCAACUAUUUUGCAUUUCCUGCUAUUGAUUGGAAGUGCAAUUGUUGCUAGAAUUAAAUCUAGAUUAAUCUGGAUUAAAGUGCGCGGUUUGACGCUUGCGUGCUCGGCUUGAAGAAAAGUGGAAGGGGGUGUUGGUCUUACCAAAAUUUACCCCUGUUGAUAUCGGGGAAAAGGUUCGCCAAACAAAACGAGGGGUUGAGUUGUGCAAUUGUGGAGCUGAUCCUGAGCUCCAAAAAAAGGUCGGGAUUUGGGAAAUUCGGGAUUGUGAGAACGAGAAAAAACCAAGAGGGCGGCUGAAUCGUUUCGAGGUUCGUGGAGUCGCAUUUUCCACAACCGGCUUUCGUUUUGUGUAAAAGACUCGAUCGAUUUGCUGAUUCUUGUACGAUGGAAGCUCUGAUUCCAGUGAUCAACAAACUCCAGGAUGUUUUCAACACCGUCGGUGCCGAUGCUAUUCAGCUGCCCCAGAUCGUCGUCUUGGGAACUCAGAGUUCAGGAAAGUCCUCCGUGAUCGAGAGUCUAGUGGGUCGUUCCUUCUUGCCUCGAGGAAUAGGAAUAGUAACUCGUCGACCUCUGGUUCUCCAGCUCGUUUACACCCCCAAGGAAGAUAGGGAAUACAGAAGUGCCGAGGAUGGGACUUUAGACGCCGAGGAUUGGGGGACAUUUUUGCACAAGAAGAACAUGAUUUACAAAAAUUUCGACGAAAUUCGGCAGGAGAUCGAGGCUGAAACCGAUCGUAUGGCAGGCUCAAACAAAGGCAUUUGUCCAGAACCGAUUAAUUUAAAGAUAUAUUCGAGUUCGGUAGUCAAUCUGACGUUAAUAGAUUUGCCUGGAAUUACGAAAGUUCCGGUAGGCGAUCAACCGGAAGACAUCGAGACGCAAAUCCGCCAAUUGGUGCUCAAGUACAUUUGCAAUCCUAAUUCUAUAAUUCUGGCAGUCGUCACUGCAAAUACAGAUAUGGCUACGAGUGAAAGCUUGAAGCUGAGCAAAGAUGUCGAUCCUGACGGAAGACGUACGCUGGCCGUUGUCACUAAAAUGGACCUUAUGGAUGCUGGUACCGAUGCGAUUGAUAUUCUCUGUGGUCGAGUGAUUCCCGUAAAACUAGGGAUCAUCGGAGUUGUAAAUCGGUCGCAGCAAGACAUAAAUAAUAAGAAAACAAUACAAGACGCUCUUAAAGAUGAAGCUGCAUUUCUCCAGCGAAAAUAUCCAACAUUAGCAAAUCGGAAUGGAACGCCGUACUUGGCCAAAACACUCAAUCGACUUCUGAUGCACCACAUUCGCGAUUGCCUACCAGAUUUGAAGACUCGAGUCAACGUAAUGGUGUCUCAAUUCCAAACCCUUCUCAAUUCCUAUGGCGAGGAUGUGGGUGACAAGAGUCAAACCCUGCUGCAAAUUAUAACUAAAUUUGCGAGCAGCUAUUGCGCAACAAUCGAGGGUACUGCCAGGAACAUUGAAACAACAGAACUCUGCGGAGGUGCUCGCAUUUGUUACAUAUUCCAUGAAACUUUUGGUCGAACACUUGACUCGAUUCACCCACUCGCUGGACUGACAAAAAUGGAUAUUUUGACCGCAAUCAGAAAUGCAACUGGUCCCAGACCCGCCCUCUUUGUGCCUGAAGUUUCCUUCGAAUUGCUGGUCAAACGGCAAAUCAGAAGAUUGGAGGAUCCUUCGCAGCGUUGUGUCGAGCUUGUGCACGAGGAAAUGCAGAGGAUUAUUCAACACUGUGGGAUUGAAGUUCAGCAGGAAAUGCUACGUUUUCCCAAAUUGCAUGAGCGCAUUGUCGACGUUGUUACUCAGCUGCUGCGAAGACGUUUACCCACCACAAACCAAAUGGUAGAAAAUCUAGUCGCUAUUGAGUUAGCUUACAUCAACACGAAGCAUCCAGAUUUCAACAAAGAUGCUGCCUUUGCCUCGUCGAUGUUCAAGGAUUCGCAUAUAGAGCAGAAAAGUAGAAAGCAUGUAUCCUCCAACUCUUCUGUCUCCAACGCCAUUGUACCCUUUGACAAAAAUUCAAGGUCGGUUCAUAGUCAUGACGACGUGCCAUCGGAGCAGGCUCAGCAGAAUCACUGGCUUCUGAGCAAUCUCUUACCGCAAGGUAAGACAGAUUCGACAGCCAAUUCGACAGAUGGAUCGCCAGUCAGAAAUCAUGAAAACAUGUCACAAAAUCAGCUGACUGAUGGCCAGAGAGCCUCGCCUCAACAAAAACCUGUAAAUCUACUGCCAGAGGUGCCUAUGCAGACUUCUCGUAAACUCAGCGAACGAGAACAGCGAGACUGUGAUGUCAUUGAGAGACUAAUAAAAUCCUACUUCUACAUAGUCCGUAAAUCAAUUCAAGACAGCGUUCCUAAAGCUGUGAUGCAUUUUCUAGUAAAUUAUGUGAAAGAUAAUCUUCAGAGUGAGCUCGUAACGCAUUUAUACAAAUCCGACCACGCAGAACAGCUCCUCAAUGAGAGCGAACAUAUCGCCGUUAGACGUAAGGAAGCUGCAGACAUGCUUAAGGCACUGACGCAGGCAGGUCACAUUAUCAGUGAAAUUCGCGAGACGCAUAUGUGGUGAUAAUCGAAGAACAAAGCACAGUUCGCCGCUCAAAGACGAUCCAGGCUAGUUUUAAAUAGGCUUUACCAACAAUUCGUUAGAUAAGUUAUUUGACAUCUCUACCUAUGUAUAUUGGACCAGUGUACAUAAUUAUUCUUACUUUUCACGCGAGCCGAAUAUCAACGUCAUCGAAAAGAAAUGCACUUCUCACGGAAGAAUGACGUCUUCUUUUACCAUUGUUACUGUUUGUUUUGGCGAUCUCAUAUUGUCGGUGUAAAAGAAACGAUUAAAGCAGAAAUUAAAUUUGA